Messenger RNA from Solenopsis invicta (red fire ant), 1074 nucleotides. RefSeq names its product high mobility group B protein 4. Bases 278 to 904 code for a protein of 208 amino acids. The record is from RefSeq and is a predicted model, not a curated record. Lineage: Eukaryota; Metazoa; Arthropoda; Insecta; Hymenoptera; Formicidae. The transcript is spliced from 4 exons.
AAAAAAUGCAAAACAAAGUCUGUAAUGAAUAUAUUAGUAAUCGUGGCAUUCAAGUCUGCGUUCAAGUCUAAGUCUCGACAAUCUUCAAUUGCCUGGCAACCGAGCAAUGACAUUUGUUAUUUCCACGGUGUUUAAAAAAAUUCGCGUUUUAUUUUCUCGAUUGCGGGAACAAAUUCUUGCCGUCUGCAAUUACUUCUUAUCCAUAAGUAAAGAUGCAUUCCUGCAUUGCGUAAAUACUGAUAGAUCAAGUAUACCUUUUUGGGAUCAUUGUUAAAUCAUGGAAGACGACAAUAGGGGAGAAGAAACUAAUGAAGUGACGGGAGGCGUGGAAAUGGACGAGACCGCGGGGCAACAAGAAAGAGGUUCUGAUAAUCAGUACCAACCGAGACCUUCCUCGGGUCGUAAGCGCACGCGAGACGAAACAGAGUCCAGGCAGCAAGACAGAAAGUCAUCUCGCUCCCGAUCAAGAUCAAGAUCAAGGUCAAGAUCAAGAGUGAGCAAGCCCACGCAGAGGAGGCAGUGGAGAAGCGCAAAUGCCUUUCUGAAUUUCAUGCAAGACUUUAGGCAGAAUUAUAACAAGGUGAAGAGCAGAGAUCUGUUUCGCCUCGGGGGCCAAGAGUGGCGGCGAAUGUCGUCCGUGGAAAAGAUGCCCUACGUGGAAGCAGCCAAGAUAGCGCAGCAACAAUCACAGAAUAACAAGAACGCACAGCAGAACAAACCUAAUAGCAGCGAUUCCUCGAAGAAACCCGAGAAACAAACGGAUCAGAAAAAGAAAGUACGAGAGGAAAAAAAAGAAAGAAAGAGACGUUCAAGAAGCAGGAGGGACGAUUCCGAUGCGGAAUCAGAUUCCGCAACAUCGGGAACAGGCGCGACCAGCGAGGACGUUUCAGAUCUGAGUUCUUAGGCGUUAAUUUAUUAAACUGACCAAUUUAUUAAUUAAUUAAAACCGACAGCAAGUAUGUUAAGAAAUAUCUACACGAAACAACAAUUUACUUCAAUUAAGUUUCUUUAUAGAUUAGUCCUUGGCCGUGUCGUUUCGAAAUUUGAAUAAAGUCUAAGAUCUUACACAAAACA